AUGCCGCCACUUUCGGAGCCCGGAGAAGCGGAGAACGCGGAGAACGCGGAGAACGCGGAGAACGCGGAGAGCACUUCGGAGAACCUGGUCCCCUCCGUCCGACGAAGCUUCGCCUCGAUCUCCUCGUCUCCGAAGUCUCCGAAGCUCCCGGAGAAAGGGAGCCUCUCCAGGAUCCUCCUCUGUUUGGGGAACUCGCCCAACUCCUCCUCAAACUUCUGCUGGUCCUGCUCGCCGAGGUCAGGCUCCUGCUGCUUGGAAGCAGAACUGAAUUUAAAGGCUAAAAGGAGCCUGGCCACGCCCGCUUGCAGCGGCUCCACGAGCGAUCGGGAGGCGGACCGAGCACAGGCGGCGGCGCGGCAGCUGGCCGAGGAGCAGAAGGCCCGCGAGUGGCAGGAGGAGCUUGCUGGGCUCCAAGGCAAACGUGCCAACCUCGAAGGUGAGGAACUGGAGAAGGAUUGCCUCUCAUACUUUGCCUCUGCGGAGAUCCUUUUCAAAGCGCAAGAGGAGGUCCAGGAACAAUCUCCAGAGGUGGUGGAGAUGCCGCAGGAGGAGGUUGAGGAGGCCCCGCAACGGCAUUGGCAGAUGCUGGAGCCUGUGGAGCAGUGGCUCCACGCGGUCGAGGGCGGCGAGGGCUGCGAGGGCGGCCCUUUCCGCUCCAUCGGCGAGAGCCCCCUUUUGGGCGCCUCGGGCGCUUCGGGCGGUGGCCAGGCCUUGGAAAACUUGGCCUCGGCCCUGGAGCGGAGCGCGCGGGAGGCGCAAGGGGCCCUGGAUCUCCUGGAGGCUAAGGCCAAGGAGAAUGAGGAGCCGGAGCAGGAGAGCUUCAGCGAUCGAAUCGAGCAGCUUAUUGCUAAGUACGAAGAGGAUGUUUCUGCCGAGUCUGCCGAGUGCAAGGCGUCACCAGAGGCACAGGAGGAUGCCCAGGAGGCGCAAGAAGCGGCUCGGGUCCAAGAGCUCUCGCGGCUGCGUGGCCUGGUGGAGCUUCUGGAAUCCGUGCGGGAGAAGCUUCGGCUCUUCGAAGGCGCGGACCAGGCGGACCCAGCCCUCCGCCUGGUGCUGGCGCUGGCGGCGGCGGAGCUCGGCGUCGGCCUCCGGGCUCUGGAUGACGGCCUUUGCCUUAGCAGCUCCGGCGCCGGUGCCGGCGUGCCGUUCUUUCGCCGCGACAACCCGUUUGCAGGGCUCUCGACUGCGGACGCCUGCUGGGGCCUCGCGAGCAGCGCGAGCAAUGGGAGCAAUGGGAGCAAUGGGAGCAAUGGGAUCCCCCCGCAGCGUUUGCUGGAGAUGCUGCCGAUUCGGCGGUGGAGCUGGCACUGGGUGAGGCAAACCGGCGUGGGCUGGUGGGGACCUCCCUUACUGGACCAGGUUGUCACAAGACUUGCCCAGGCCUCUAUGGCAAGGCUGCGCUCAUCCAGCCAAUCCAACCUUCACGAAGGCAACGACCGUGACGCCGAUGUUUGGGGCCGCGCCGCUGCAGAAGAUGAGCAGGUCGCGCGGAAGUUGGCCGUGGACGAGGCCGUCUUCUGGUCUGUAACCUUGGGUGCGACGGUUCCAAAGCUGCGCGCACUCUGCAAAACAGGGCUUUUCCGAGAAAGCAGCAACGGCUCACAACUUUGGGCGCUGGUGAGCCAUGACAAGGCAAAUGAGCCCUCAUUCCUGCGGAAGAAUGCCUUCCGGCUGCUGGAACUGCACCGGUUUCACUUGGCAGCUGCCUUGUUCCUGCUGGCUGGAAGUUGUGAGGAGGCCCUGCAAGUAGUCUCCAGACACCUGCGAGAUCUGCAGCUCUGCAUCCUUGUUGCCCGGGCCCCGACUCGCCAAAAGGCCCUCCAACAGGUCCUACGCCAGCAGCUCCAAUGCUCGAAAUUCUCAGAUCCAUGGCUACAAAGACUGCUCGCUUGGCACGGGACCGCCAACGGAUGCCCAUGUGACUGCACUCACCCGCAGGAGGCCGCCCAAGAAGAAGCCGGCAAACCACAGGAAGAGGAGCCGCCAUCCCGUUCUGCUCUCUUCGACAACUCCCUGCGUGUCUCUGUCGAAGCCACUCUCUUAACAGAAGUCGACCGACAGCUUUCUCUGCGUUAG
This is a messenger RNA of Symbiodinium natans, 2076 nucleotides long. The record is from the annotation of a GenBank genome assembly. Lineage: Eukaryota; Dinophyceae; Suessiales; Symbiodiniaceae.